AUGUCGCAGAGGGUGGAUGGCUCCCUGGAGCAGGUCGAGUGCUGCAAGGAGCAAACAGAACAAGCGGUGGGGAUGGUAGCUCGCCUGGCCGAGACACUGCAGAAGCAAGCAAUGGAUUCGUACAACAUGGAGCAGGCACUCGUGAAAUCUGAGAGCAAGCUGAUCGGUCUUCAGGCGUCCUCUGUGAGCGUUCUUGAAGGCCGUCUGAGGGCGUUUGUCAAAGCAGAGCUGGAAAGUGCCGUCCUGACAGCCAUGCAGGAAACUCGGGUACUGCCGCGUCUGCAGGUGCUGGAAAGGGACCAUCGCAAGCUUGGUGAUGCCGUGGAGGAGGAGACGCGCUGGCUUCGAGAUGCCGUGGAGGCGAUCAGCGAAAGUCUGGGCCUGGACCUUGCGAAUGGAGAUGAGGAUGGAGUGAAGUCGCUGUCUCCCAGUGUGCAGGGGCGGGACUCCCGCGCAAUGUCUCCCAGCAGUCCAAACGAUGCGGCAAUGGGUGGACUCACGUCCCCGGAGGGCCGAAAUGCAGCCCUCUUCGCGCAGCUGGACACAAAUGGAGACGGCGACGUCAGUCUGCAGGAGUUCCAUGCGGCCAAGGUCGCGGAGGGACAGCAGAAGGCGGACGUCUUCGAGAAGUUAGAUGCCGACAUGGACGGCCGUGUGAGCCGAGAGGAGUUUGCCUCGGCCACGGUGGCCGCGGCACGCCCACCUCGGCUAUCCAGUGACGGCGUCGAGGCAGAGGCGAAGCGGGCCAGCCAAGACGCGGGCCUAAAGGCCGACGAUCUGAAUGCAGAGCUGGACAUCGCGGAGCUCGCCUCCCAGCUUGCCGCGCGAGGAGACAGUUUUGAUGUGGGAUCUGCUUGA
Messenger RNA from Symbiodinium sp. CCMP2592, 858 nucleotides. The record is from the annotation of a GenBank genome assembly. Lineage: Eukaryota; Dinophyceae; Suessiales; Symbiodiniaceae.